GUAGCGCCGUGCUGAUGAAACCGAUAAAGGAGCACGCACUGCGGUUAUGAGAAAGAGGAACUGAUUCUUGUAUAGCUUGGUCUCUGAGUAUGAACGGCCAAUAUCGAUUUCGUGCAGCAGACAGCGUAAUGAUGGCAUUCAUUUGUUUCUGCGUCAACUCUGACAACUGAGAUCAUUUGGAGAUGACCCAGGUGACUAUAUUCAGUGACAAGUUAAAAAUCGAACCCGAAUCAAACGUCAAGAAUGCCCCUAGUGCCGAUCGGCGACAGUAGAAAUCGGCCCAGGACAAGGUCUUUGGCUGCCUCAGCGGAGAGGUUUCGACCUUCUCUACGUUAUCUGCUAAGUGCAUGGCACCUUAAUCAACGUGUGGACAACAGCCCCUUUUCGUCUCUGCAGGAACAGGAAUUAUGCAAGAUAGCCCAUGCGAAAGCUGAAGGCGGUACGCAAUUGUCUCAAUCAGCUUUCUGCGUUCUAGUCUAUCGGUUUGCGGUACGCUUUAAUCGAGCGUCCACGGGGCACCUCCAGGCAUGGAGAAAUUCUGGAGGUCGUGCUGGCAAAAAAUGGCUUAAAGGUUUUCUUGCAAGGUAUCCGGAGUUACGAAACGCUUUCGUAAACGAAACAACUGCGUCAGUAUCGGCAUCACUGCUCGAAUUGCCUUCGAACCUAGCGUCUAGUCAACGGUCCCGCAAACAGAAGUCCAAUGCAGGAUUGGCGUCCUCAAAUGAUCAUAAAGAAAACAAAGGAGCGCAUCCGCAAUCCGCGGGCAAAAAAGUCGUUACGAUUUCGUACCACUCGAAAAAGAUCGGAACUAACCCAGCCCGUCAGCAACGAGAUCAAAUAAGCAAGCAAAGUAACGUGCGCCAAGUUGUUAUUGAAACCCUUGUAAGAUAGAAAUGGUUCAUUUCAUCUAUCUGUCACAGGGUUGAACAGGCGCGUUUCGUGAAUGUUCGGCAUAGCAAUAACAAUGACAUUUCGACCGAGUUGUGUGCUUACUUGCCAAGCAAUUUUGAUAGGUAGAGUGUAAUGUAAAAUAUCUGUUCAAUAUAUGCCAUAUUUCCGAUACUCUAGCUUAUGAUAUGGUAAUGUUACGAACACGUAGCAAUAUCAUUUCGCUUUAGUUCCGUCGAGGGUAUCACCUCCGAGUAGUAGCAUUAAUUAACCGAAUCGAAGAAUGAAUGGUAGAUGAGUUGAGAGAAGGCGCGCAGUAAGCUGUUAUUAAGACUACUGGCUUUAGGAUAUUUCCAGAGUACUUGUUGAGUUCAAUGAUCUCAGAUAUUCGCAGCGCUUGGUCCCAGUCAUCGUCAAAGUAUACCUCUGCUCCAGUCUAACUUGGUGAGAACUGGAAUUGAUCGGAGGCACAACAGAUAAGUACUGUUGGGUCAAGGGUCUUAAUCGUUUGGAAUAUCAGCUGCUCUUAAAAAACGAAAGAUUUUAGAGUUGUGAGUUAGUGUCGGUUCACGUAAACAUCUGUGUUGGAUCUCUGAUCUUGGCUAGCGGAUACUACUUCGUAGUAUUAAAAGCAGAUAGCUGAUGCAUUUACAUGUUGCCUAUGUGAAUGUUUCCUUUUUUGUGUUUAUACUUACAAGAGAGAACUUUAGGAUGGAGGAAAAUGUUUCCACUUUCUAAUCGUAACUCUGUGCGAAGUUGGACAAAUAAGAAGUUGUAGGGCUCACUGGAUCUGUCACUCGACAAUCUUCUACCAACUUUGUACUGUGAACAGUAAUUAUCCAUAGCGAGCACAGAAAAGGCUAAGCAUUUGAGGUGAACAAUCAAUAAUUAUGCUUGUAGUAUUAAUGGCAUUUGAUCUCUUCGAACAUAAUUUAUAAAAAAUAUUGUUCCGUUAAACCGAAAUGGCUCCAGAAGAUGAAACAGAAUUGGUACUAUGUAAAGAAAGCUGAAAUAAAAUAAACAGUCAAGAACAAGUAAAAAAAAUCGGAAUCCGGUGCAUGUAUUGCAAGAAACGAUAAUUCUGUUCAUCGAUUGAGUUUCGACCUACGCUUAACUAUAUGGAAAGCUACACAGCUGCAGUGUACGUUAUUCGUUGCAAAGAUUGUGUGUUUAGGGCUUAGUUCGGGUACAUCUCGAUUGCUUAGUAGUCAUCGUGAGAGUAACCUGGAAACGUCGCACAUCUAUGGUUGAAUCCUUAGAGCUGGAGUGUGUAGGGCUCAUGCGUCGACCAUCCAUUAAACAUACCUAUCAAGCAUGUCGUACGGUUGCAUAACUCUAUGCUCGUAUAUAGACGCAGAAUAUUUUUACUGGGUUAACUGCACAAUAUACAAGUUGUAUGUGCAUAUUAGCUAAAUUAAUGCUACAUCUAUCGUUUUUGCAAUCGUAAAAAUAGA
Messenger RNA from Varroa destructor (honeybee mite), 2342 nucleotides. RefSeq lists its product as uncharacterized. The record is from RefSeq and is a predicted model, not a curated record. Lineage: Eukaryota; Metazoa; Arthropoda; Arachnida; Mesostigmata; Varroidae.